AUGGGAUAUAAUGAAGCGACAUCAUUAUGGACAAGAAUGUAUCAAGAAGAUCAUGGUAUUAUUCAUAAUCGAUUUUUUGAUACGAGUAUUAAAAAAAAUGUUUCAUUAGAUACUCGAGAUGAAGGACAAUGGUCUGAUCCUAAAGUUGAACCUAUAUGGAUCACAGCAACAAAACAAAAUAAAAGAUCUGCUGUAAUUUAUUGGCCAGCAGCUCAAAAUAUGUUUCAUGGUAUUCGUCCAAUCAUCUACAAUGCGUUAUAUUCUGAUGCUAUUCCAAUGCGUGAAAAAAUAGAUAAUGCUAUUAGUUAUUUUCGUGAAAACCUUGUCCAAUUAGCUAUGCUUUAUCAUUCUGAACCCGAUCAACAAGGUCAUUGGUAUGGUCCUGAUUCAAUUGAAACUCGUGAAGCACUUUUUCGUCUUGAUGACGAUAUUGACUAUUUAUUAAACAAAGUCAAAAAUGAACUUAAUAAUGACUUGAACAUCAUUGUUCUAUCUGAUCAUGGAAUGACAAAUAUUACACAACUAAUUCAACCAUUUCGUGAAGGUUAUAUUAAUAGGUCAGCAGUGGAAGAUAAUAUUCUCGAUGGUCCAAUAUUUAGUGUUACUCCUCGUGCAGGACAGUUUCAACAAGUAUUCGAUGGUUUACGUCGAAUUCCUGGUGUUAUAGUUUACAAACGUGAAGAUUUUCCAGAACAAUAUCAUUAUUCAAAAGCAACUUCUCGAGUUGGUGAAAUAAUUGUUGUACCUAAUAAUGAAGGCGUCCUUUUUUCACAAGGUAAUCAUGGAUAUGAUAAUACACUUCCAUCAAUGCAAGCUAUAUUUAUGGCUCAGGGUCCAGAUUUUAGUCAAGAUCUUGAAAUAUAUUCACUAAAAAAUGUUGAUGUUUAUCAUAUUGCUUGUAAAAUUUUGAAUCUUAAACCGAAUCCUUAUGCAACAGCUGGGUCACUUAACAAUUUAACUGGCAUAUUUCGUUCGAGAAUGAAUAAAUGUUCUCAAUCAUUCAUAAACAUUGAAAAAACGAAACAGAAUGUUAAUUCAAGAAUAAAUAUUGAUCAAAUAUAA
Messenger RNA from Rotaria sp. Silwood2, 1062 nucleotides. Lineage: Eukaryota; Metazoa; Rotifera; Eurotatoria; Philodinida; Philodinidae. The record is from the annotation of a GenBank genome assembly.